AUGAAUAAAGCAGCAGCUUCAGACACGCAGAUCAAGGAAGAGGCGUCAGGCGCGGCGUUGGCAUCGAUAAGCGUGUCCACCAAGCUACCAGAAUUUUGGACAGACUUGCCAAGGUUAUGGUUCGCACAGUUCGAGUCUGUGAUGGCCCCACAGAAGCAGGGGGAAGAAACCAAAUUCAACCUGGUCAUAUCGAAACUCGGAAAAGAGGCCAUUCAGCAGGUCAGCGACCUCGUGAUGUCACCACCCGCCCAGGACAGGUAUACGGCGCUUAAGGAGAGGCUGCUGCAGGUUUAUGAAGAGAGUGCCGAAAGACAAAUGCAGAAGUUGGUGUCGGAGCUGGAAUUGGGUUCGCAAAGACCCUCCCAGUUUUUAAGGCGCAUGAAGGAUCUGGGUCGCAGCGCACAAAUUGCGGACAACACACUCAAGAGCCUGUGGUUGUCGAAAAUGCCGUCAUCAGUUCGAGCAGUCAUGGCGGUUUGUGAAGAUCAGUCUCUGGACAAGCUGGCGGCCAUGGCAGACAAGAUUACCGAAUACACCAACGUCGGGGAUGUGGCAGCCGUGUCAUGCAAGAAGGAAACAGAUGAGCAGCCGGACGAGAAGAUGAGCAGAUUGGAGCUGGAGGUUGCAGCGCUCCGCGCCGAACUGAGGGGUCGCGGGCGCUCUAGGAGCAACGACAGACGGACCAACUUCAGGAGAAGAUCGACAUCGCGGCCGAGAAGAGCACCUGGAGACCCGGACUGGCUGUGCCGUUUUCACUUUCGGUACAGAUCGAGAGCUAACCGCUGCGAGCAACCCUGCGCGUGGCGAGCCAAGCAGUCGGGAAACUAGACGGAGUACAUGCGGGCGCGGUGGACGGAUGUACUCAAGGUCAGGACAUCACGCGCCCGCCAGCCUUCAAGGAUGUCCCAGAGCAUUCCGUGUAUCAUCACAUCGAGACUACUGGACCAC
Messenger RNA from Colias croceus (clouded yellow), 948 nucleotides. RefSeq lists its product as uncharacterized. The coding region runs from base 1 to 828 and encodes 275 amino acids. The transcript is spliced from 2 exons. NCBI's taxonomy places the organism in Eukaryota, Metazoa, Arthropoda, Insecta, Lepidoptera, Pieridae. The record is from RefSeq and is a predicted model, not a curated record.